UAACCGAGACUCCAAUCAAAUCGAGAUUUACAGUCUUAGACUGAGAUCCAGAUUUAGACUCUUGACCCAAAACAUAGACAAUAUUGAAGAAGGAAAAAGACAAAUUAAAUGUUGAAAAUUACUGAAAGGGAAAGUGAAAACUGAAAAGUGAGAAAUACUUGUAUUUGUAUGAUCGUAUUGGGUAAUGGGUUCCAGUUCCACCGACCCUAGCGUGAGGAGAUUCAAGUGUGAACUUUGGAAAAAGAAAGAGUGAGAAGUAGUACGAGUAAGGGAUUGAGAGCGGCUGAGAUCUGAGUGUAUAGGAGUAUACUCUAUUCUGUAACUGUAGAAAGUAGUAGUAGCUAGACAUCAACUGCAGUCUGCAACACCGGAAGGAGAAAAAGAUGACGGGAUCAGGAUCUGGAUCUGGAUCUGGAUCUCCUACCAAAUCUAUGAUAUCAAGAAGAACUUCUACUUCUGCUUCAACAGGUUGGGUUAGAUGUUGUUUAAUAAGUUUUGCUGUCAUCUCCGCUCUUUGCGUUUCUGCUCCUGCCCUUUACUGGAGAUUUCAACAUUCUACUACUACUGCUUCUUCAUCUCUUACUAAUAAUGCUCAUUCAUGUCCUCCUUGUUCCUGUCAUUGCCCUUCUCCUCCUUCUCUCCUUCAGAUCGCUCCUGGGUUGGCUAAUCUUUCUGUUCCAGAUUGUAAUAGCAGUGAUCCAGAUCUCAAAAAAGAAAUGGCAAAGCAAUUUGUGGAUCUUUUAACGGAAGAGUUGAAGCUACAGGAAGGGGUAGCGGCCGAGCACGCACUGCAUAUGAAUGCCACUUUAACAGAAGCCAGACGAGUAGCUUCUCAGUACCAAAGGGAGGCUGAUAAAUGCAUUGCAGCUACAGAAACCUGUGAGGGAGCUAGAGAGCAUUCUGAGGCUUUGUUGAGGAAGGAGAUGAAGUUGACUUCAUUAUGGGAGCGAAGAGCUCGCAAAAUGGGCUGGGAAGGUGAAUAGUACUUCAAGUGUUCAACUUGAAUACCACUGUCUUCUUUUUCAGUAGAAACACUGCUUGUGGUUCACAUACUUAUAGUCCUUUGUCCUAGCCGCUAGUUGUGAUCGAAGCGUCUGUUACUUUGUUAGUUAAUGGAUUAUAAGAUACACAAUCUAUUUCCCAGUAAUUUAUUGCUUGUAAGUGUAAAUUUAAUAUUGAUGAAAUAGCAAACUUUCUUUUUUCUGUGAUUCA
This is a messenger RNA of Amaranthus tricolor (Joseph's coat), 1212 nucleotides long. RefSeq lists its product as uncharacterized. NCBI's taxonomy places the organism in Eukaryota, Viridiplantae, Streptophyta, Magnoliopsida, Caryophyllales, Amaranthaceae. The record is from RefSeq and is a predicted model, not a curated record. The coding region runs from base 384 to 983 and encodes 199 amino acids. The transcript has 3 exons.